Messenger RNA from Schizosaccharomyces japonicus yFS275, 2254 nucleotides. RefSeq lists its product as hypothetical. Bases 507 to 965 code for a protein of 152 amino acids. The transcript has a single exon. The record is from RefSeq and is a predicted model, not a curated record. Lineage: Eukaryota; Fungi; Ascomycota; Schizosaccharomycetes; Schizosaccharomycetales; Schizosaccharomycetaceae.
GCUCAUCUAGCUUAGCCGAUCAUCAGCGCUUUUCGUCAGCCCAGUCACGCUUAAAGUCGUUUUAGUGACGACUCCAAAAACUUUACUUAGUCUUUGGAGAAAUCGAUGAAUAGGAAUAUCGGAUCUAAUUUUACGGAAUAAUUUUUCUAGAAAAACAUAUGCUCCAAUGCGUAGUUAGUGAAGAGAAAUAUUAUUUGCUCACGACGAUUUCGCUGAAAGACGGAGUGCUAGUUCACUGAGACAUGGGCACCUAAACGCCAAGAACUCGUCGUUUCGUACUUGCUGCUUCUAUUCACUUGAUUCAUUCUUUGGUUAUGGAUGAUGUAUAUUCCGCCACCCGAAUAAUUCGCAGUAGUUAUAACGGGAUCACCGUUUGGCAUUCUCCAUAACACUAUUCAUCACAAGUCGAUGAUUGCAAUUUUCUGUUUUGCAAUUCGGUCGUGGACGAAAAUGUGAUUUUCGUUUAAAGAUAUUUGAUUGUUUGUAAACAACUCCUAACGUUAAACAUGUCGACGGACUUGUCUCCAUCUGUGUCUUCGUCGUCAACCUCGACUUCUUCUGAAACUAAUCGGAAAUCGAGCACGUUUCGUCAACUCGAGGCUAUAAAGAAUGUACGAGAAGAGUCCCACGUACAUCAGGCUCCGGAAGAAGCGGUGAUAGAUUACGCGGAUACGCAGAGGAAUACAACUCUAGAUGAUGAUUUAGGAAGUGAGUCUGAUCGAUCCGACCUUCCGCUAUUGGAUUAUUCUGUGACUCAAGAAACAGAAUUCUUACCGUCUCCUGAAGAAAUACCUUCUCGUGGUCGGUCUCCACGGAUGACUAGUCACUUUGAAAAAGAGGACAAGUCUCGAAGCCGUGGAAGAUCGAGUUCAGUACUUCGGAGGGCCCUCGAAGCCCUCGCAAAUGACAUUGAAAUUCCUGACGACCUCGACCCAAGAACAGGCUACGUUGGCGAGAUUCGUUGAAUAAGGAAACGUAUUUAUUUGUGAAAUCGCUCCGUGUUUUAAAUACAGUCUCAAGCUGUCGACGGAUAUCGAAUUUGUCAUAAUUUCACAUACAUAAAUGAUAUCGCCUCUUAUGAGGUGCUGUGUGCCAAAAUGGGCUUUAAGAUACCUGUUUUUGAUAAACUUGAAAACAUCUUUAAUUUGAUGUACUAUUGCUGUUCCUUCAAUACAGAAGCUCCAGGGUUUAGGGUUGCACUUGAUAAAAGGGCAGAAUUUGAUUGGUUUUGUUUCGACAAGUACAACUUGUAUGCUUACAGUACUUUGAUGAAACAGCGUCUUAAAUGGUGACUAUAAGAAAAUACAUGAAGAUUAUAUAAAGUGUCAUAUCAGUCGACGAUACCCACUUUGGUUUAGCUUUGGUUACUUGAUUAUUUGCUUACAUGGCUACAUGAUUGGAAUCUGUCUUAUUCUACAAAGUGCUCCAGUUGUUGUGGAAAAGUUGGGUGCAUUUCGAGUAAUGAAUUUUACUUUAUGCUUUAUGAUACCUGGUAUAAUGGUGUAUGUAUGUGCACUUGGAUUCAUUUGGCAGUUCCUUAUACCUUUAAACACUUUUCAAUUCCAGUCAUUUGAACCAACGCACAGGUAUGCGUUCUUCACCGCAAGCUCUGGAGCUAUCGAGGAUUUCCUGCAUCUUUACGUGAAGCUUGAAACCGUUUUCGUCAUCAAAAUCAUUUCGCAAAUCGAUUUGCCGGCACUAUGCAAACCGCCAAAGUGAGUGUCUUGCAUGUUUCUCAAGUGCUGGCGUGCGCUGGAUUCUACCUGUCCUAUUGCGAUGGGUCUGCGUAUUUUCAUAUGAACAAUGACGAAAGCCUUUUUUGAGACUUAUUCAGUUCAUUGUUAAAACCGCCUACUGCAGCUUAAAAACGCAUCAUCCUCAUUAGUCAGAACGAAAUUACAAUGGCUGGUUUUAGGAUUCAAUUUAUAGCUGAUUUGAAAAAACAUAAGCGAUGCAGUUUUAGUUGUAGAACUAAAACAGAAUCCACAUUCUUCAUGGCAUUAGCUCUUUCAAAUCUAUUUUUUUGGGAAUUCCGCUUUUGUUGAUAACAGUUUCAUGCUCAUAUUCAUAAAUAUCUUUAACCUUCCUGAAUAAUAACAGUUUAUCAAAGAUAGCGGCUAUACGCGGAUGAACUGAAAUUCCAUUCUAGGACGACAAAUGUAUUAACCACGACACUUGGUGUCCAAUAAAACCUUCCUAACGGAGAACUGAUUAUAAUAGUUUUUAAUUGUUUUAUGAGACUUUUUAUUGCUGA